This is a messenger RNA of Myripristis murdjan (pinecone soldierfish), 2362 nucleotides long. It is a transcript of the gene mab21l1, whose product is annotated as mab-21-like 1. Lineage: Eukaryota; Metazoa; Chordata; Actinopteri; Holocentriformes; Holocentridae. The record is from RefSeq and is a predicted model, not a curated record. The coding region runs from base 402 to 1481 and encodes 359 amino acids. The transcript has a single exon.
CACCGGCCGCCUGCGUCAGGAGCGCACACUCCACUCUGCGCAAUUACGCGGACACCUAACUAACGAGUGAUUAGAAAAAACAAAAAAACAAAAAAACAAGAAAAGCAAGAUUUUUUUCCGACUACUGAACCUUUCAAGGCUGUAAUGGACUUUUAAUCUGGCUAUCCUGGACUUGCUUCGGGAACUUCAAUACAGUUUAUGGUAUAACAGCUGUGAUAUUAUUAUGAUAUGAUUAUUGCGCAUGUGCUCUGAGCACAGCUAGGAAUAGUUACCUUUAAAUACAUUUUUUCUUUUUAAAUAGCUUUCUUUCUUCUCUAAAAUUGGCUCCCGUACAAACAGCCGCGUUGGAUCCCUCGGCUUAUUGCGAGACUCCGGUAUACAACCCGGAUCUCUGCCCUAAUAUGAUAGCCGCCCAGGCAAAGUUGGUGUAUCACCUCAACAAAUACUACAACGAGAAAUGCCAAUCUCGAAAAGCAGCGAUCUCCAAGACCAUCCGGGAGGUGUGCAAGGUGGUGUCGGAUGUCCUAAAGGAGGUCGAGGUGCAGGAGCCCCGCUUCAUCAGCUCCCUGAGCGAAAUGGAGAAUCGUUUCGAGGGACUGGAGGUCAUAUCUCCGACCGAGUUCGAGGUUGUGCUCUAUCUAAAUCAGAUGGGAGUAUUCAACUUUGUGGAUGACGGGUCUCUCCCGGGGUGCGCCGUGCUCAAGCUCAGCGAUGGCCGCAAGAGAAGCAUGUCUCUCUGGGUUGAAUUCAUCACAGCCUCCGGUUACCUCUCGGCUCGCAAGAUCCGGUCGAGAUUUCAGACAUUGGUGGCGCAGGCAGUGGAUAAAUGCAGCUACAGAGAUGUUGUCAAAAUGGUCGCUGACACAAGUGAGGUGAAGUUACGCAUUAGAGACAGAUACGUGGUGCAAAUCACGCCGGCUUUCAAGUGCACUGGGAUAUGGCCACGAAGCGCUGCGCACUGGCCUCUCCCUCAUAUCCCCUGGCCGGGACCUAACCGAGUAGCAGAAGUCAAAGCAGAGGGUUUCAAUCUUUUAUCCAAAGAGUGUUACUCGCUGAACGGCAAGCAGAGCUCAGCAGAGAGCGAUGCCUGGGUGUUGCAGUUCGCCGAGGCCGAGAACCGACUCCUCUUGGGAGGAUGCAGGAAGAAAUGCCUGUCAGUCCUCAAAACAUUACGCGACCGUCACCUUGAACUGCCUGGACAGCCUCUGAACAACUAUCACAUGAAAACUUUGGUUUCGUACGAGUGUGAGAAGCAUCCAAGGGAGUCGGACUGGGAUGAGAACUGCCUCGGUGAUCGCCUGAACGGGAUACUAUUGCAGCUUAUUUCAUGUUUGCAGUGCAGAAGGUGCCCGCAUUAUUUCCUGCCCAAUUUAGACCUGUUUCAAGGAAAACCUCAUUCGGCUCUAGAGAACGCAGCCAAACAGACUUGGCGACUGGCAAGAGAAAUACUGACCAACCCCAAAAGCUUGGAGAAACUCUGAGGUAAAGAUGUUAGUUCACCUCGUCUUAAAAUGGUGGUAAAGAGGCCUAUUAAGCUCCUACACGGACAGAAAAAAAAAUGCCAACCUGUUUUCAGAGUCUUGUGAAAUAUAUGACUGUCCUCUGUUGUUGAAUAUGUUUUGGCCUAGCCUAUUCCAAGAUGAGUUUUAUGAUGGUUUAAUUUACCAAUAGCCUACCGCUUUUUUGGCGGUGUCAAUAUUUAGGAGCAAAUUUAAAUUAUUGGCUAUCAGUAAUCAGAAAAGCCACCCUAUAACAGUGGUGUCUUUUCUUUCCGUGCCACACGGCUGCCUAAACACUUAAUUUCCUUAAAUGCUUUAAAAUAAAGCCCCGUGACAAGCCUUGAAAAUAAAACACAUCUGUACAUUUAUUACUGUAAAUACAUUCAUAGAUUGUGAUUCCAGUGGUCUGAAAUUGUGAAUGUUGUUCUGUGAUACGUAAAUAGGAUCCCAUCUGUUUAAAUCUACUCCUGAACUUUUUCUCUUUUUUUAUCUGGUAGGAAAGUUAUUAAUUUAUACUUGCAUCAGUGGUAGUCUGAUUCAUCUGUUUUCAAUGGACAUUUUCUAAUUUUAAAAGUUUACAUUUUGAUGGUAGGCCUACAACAUUUGUUACAUUUAAAACAUUCCAUAAUUUUACUUGAAUUAUUAUUUAAAAUACUCGAGCAUUUUUUGUUGUUGUCUUUCUACACCUUGCUUAGGGCCUACAUGAUAAAAAGUGAAAAUAAUAAAAUAUAUAUAGUAUAUAUAUUACAGUCUAAUUGAAAAAAAUGCACUUGAAAUACACUGGAUUAUAACAUCUGUGAUCUGAUUUUUAAAUUUCUGUCUUUGAUUUAAUUUAAAGAGUUAAUAAAACAAGCUGUUUUAUA